AUGGCUGCCUCUGACCAACAUACUGUCGGGGAGGUCUGCUACAGCCCUGGGCUCAAUGUUUUCAACGACGGUCUCAACUACGCCGAUUCUCCCCCGCGAAGCAUGGUUAUUCAAGUGUCCGUGUUUCAUAAUCAACAUGCAGCACGGUGUAAAACCUUGUCGGGCAUGCAAUGGCUCAACCUCGAGGACAGCUGGAAAUUGCCAAGCCCCAAUGAAGUGUAUACUGGAGGUCACCAAGACCACCUUAGUGGUCUUUGGAUCGGGUGGUUUCUCCCCGAUUUCCAGAUCAUUGACAACUAUCAUACAAAUAGGUUCUGUCGUUGGCCUUCUUUACCCCGGGGACAGUGCGUGAGUAACCAUACGCCAUACCGAUACCACCAUCAUCCCUUCAUCAGAAAGGCCUUCAAAGUUAUCUACAAACCAGGUCGGGAGGGGGACACCAAAUUCUUUGCCCUGUGUACCCCGGAUGCCAAUGGCAUCUGUCAGGCCAAGAUCGUCCCAGAUGGUGCACGGAACAUAUUCUUUUUCAAGGAGUGGAGAGACGACACCCUUUGCGGUAGCUGGGCUCGACAGAGUGUGUGGACGACGAAUGCCAAGGUCGGAGCAUCGAGGAUCUAUUCAGCGAUGAACGCUGCUAUUAAUCUACCAGCACAUGAACAGGAACAUACCUCUGGGUCCGAGAAUGAAGGUUGUCUCGAGGAAAUCGAAGAAGAAGAAGCAGAAGAACAAGAAGAUGAUGAAGAGGAAGAAAAUGAAGAAUCCGAGUAUGCGGAGCCCGAGAGUGGAGUAUCAGGAUCUGAAAAAGAAAAGUCCGAAGGAGACUUUGAACAAGAAGGACUACUGGAAUCCCUACGUCCUAGUCCGCCAGAUUUCGCCUCGUCCUCAGAGUCAGAAUCGGACUCUUCCGACGAGGAUGAAUAUCACUCGAAUGGUUACUCGAGUCGCAGAGAGUCUCAGCCCACACCGAAACACGACAUCAAGUCGAAUAACUUAGCAAGCAUUACCUCUAAGCCUCGCUCCUACCAACCGCGCCAGCCCGCGUCAAGCCGUCAAUCAACCUAUGUCAAUCAUAACCUGUUGUCUCGGCGCAACAUGAACCCCCCUGCAACUGCAGACGCCCCCGUGGGCAAUGUCGCUACAAAUCUCAAGAGGAGCCAGAGUCCUAUGCUGAGCCUGAGCUCAAAGAGCAAGAGGAAGAGACGCAUCAAUCUGCAAGUCGAGUCUCCUCCUGACUCAGCCCGAGAACGACAUGCACCCUCGGGACUUACCGAGCCGCCCGCUAGUCGACCGGAGAGAGCUCAGUCUGCUAGCAGAACACUCAUCAAGAACGAAGCUACUCAAGAGAGCGAUGAUGAGAUUCAGUUCAUCAAGGAGGUCCCAACAAAGAGACCCCAACAGAUGGCUGAUGCAUUCGAAGCAACUACUGUGGCUUCAUCCGAGACAAGCAUCACCUACAUCAGCAAGUUUGUUGCAGCGGGAAAACUUCUCCAGCUAGCGCGUCUUCCCGAUACUUUCUCCCGAAAUAUCAUGCUUGAAUCCUUCAGCAAGCAUCUGAAGUCGACGAACUUGGCACAAUUCGAUGCUCUGGUCAAGAACAUCGUGGAUUCUGCGGAAGAAAGCGUCCGCGUCAUGAUCGCUGAGACUCUAGAAGAGCAACUGAAGGGCCGAUUGCCUGUCAUCAGUGGUGCUUAG
This is a messenger RNA of Colletotrichum scovillei, 1692 nucleotides long. RefSeq lists its product as uncharacterized. The transcript has a single exon. The record is from RefSeq and is a predicted model, not a curated record. NCBI's taxonomy places the organism in Eukaryota, Fungi, Ascomycota, Sordariomycetes, Glomerellales, Glomerellaceae. The coding region runs from base 1 to 1692 and encodes 563 amino acids.